UCACACCCGUUUCUCCUUGUCUUCAAACCCUCUCUCUCUCUCUACCUGUAAAGCACACAGAAAACAAGCCUUCAUCUUCUUGAUCAGCGAUUAUUGCAUCUUUCAAUCGAUUCUCUCCAAUCAAUUUCAAGUUCUUGAAAGAGCAGUUGAUCUCUUGAUAUGGAGGGUGUUGAAUCAAAAAUAACUCCUGAAAAUUUUACAUGCCUUGCAGAAAAUGUUGAAGGGUUCCAGAAGUGUGUCGAAGAAAUUCUUAAGCUAAUCGAAUGGGAUGGAGAUUUCUUCGAAAUGACUGCCGAAAUUUAUGAUCACAAGAAGUCUGAAUUGACAACACAGGUAGCUGAGUUGUCACGCAUGUACACAGCAUUGGCUGAUCAACAUGGUCAUUUGAUUGGAGAAUUCAGCAGGAACUGUCCAUCUGGGAUCAAAAAGCAGCAUCUUGAUGCUUCUGAUUCGAGCUCUCCUCAAGUUACUCAAAUGUUUACUCCUGACCAAAUGAGUAACACACAUAAAUUUAGGACACCUAUCGGUUUUGAUGUACUUUUGAGCUCUGGUGGCGCUGGUUCUUAUAUUUCUAGAAGAGAAGGCUCAGAGUCUUCCUUCUCAUUAUCGUCAGAUUCUGAUUCAGAAUCUUUUAUGUCUACCAACAAACUUCUAAUUUCACCAGUUAACGAUGAUGCAUCAAAGGUAAAAGAAACCAAGGUCUCUGAAGUGUUGCUUAAAAAGUUCGCUAAUUUGGAAGAAGAGUUGGUCAGUUUGAACACAAAGCUGCAGACUUUAGAAGAUGAAAAUACUAAGCUGAAGAGCAGGAUGCAUGAGAAUGAAUCAGUUACUGAGAUUGCAUCAGAUAUGCAGUCUCAGCUGGAGUUGGCACAAGAUGAUAUUAGAACUCAAAAUGCUUAUCUUGAAGCUGAGAAAGCCAAAGUGGUUGAGCUACAGAAGCAAGUUGCUGACCUUAAACUUGUGAUUUCUGACUCUAGUUGUGAGAUUGAAAUAAUGGGAGUGCAGUUAAAGGAAUCAAAAGAGAAACUCUUAGCAGCAGAGGAUGAAAUUUCAAAGCUGAAGCAUGAGCUUGGAUCAACUGAGCAAGAGAUGGCCUUGUUACAGAGGCAAUUUGAUUCAGAGAAAGACAAGGUUCUUGUAUUACAAGAAGAAGUGUCCUUAUGUGUAGCUGAUAUAUCAGUUCGUGAGGAUCAAAUCACAGAACUUAAUAACAACAUCAAUCAGUCCAUUUCCCAAAUUUUACUACUGAAAAGUACCCAUGAGGCCAAAGAGGAUCGCUGGAAUACUGAUAUCGAAAGACUGAAAAUGGAAUUAAGGGAAAAAUAUGAAUUGGCCGAUAAUUUGAAUAAAGAGAUGGACGCUUUGAAACAAAAGCGCGAUGCUGUGAUGGUAGAGAAAGAUGGAGUUAAAGCUCAGCUCCACACACUUCAAGCUGAGAUGUGUUCUCAGGACAAUCUAAUCAGAGAACUGGAGAACCGUCUGAAUGCACUACAAUUUGAGCACGUAGGGUUACUUGCAUCAUUCGAUAGUGUACAAAAAGAUACAAAUGAACUAAGACUCAAAGUGGUGGAAUUGGAAGCAGAAGUGGAUAGGCAACAAGAAGUUAUAUCAGAUAGAGCAGAGGAGAAAAGGGAAGCUAUAAGGCAACUAUCUUUCUCCCUGGAGCAUUACAUGUCUGGAUACAAAGAACUUCGCCAAGCAUUCACGGGUCACAAGAGGCAAGCAGUUUUGACUUCUUAAGUUCACAAAAUCCACAAUUCUGAAUUCAACAAGGUUAGUAGUUCUUCAGUUUUUUACAUACAAAGACUCUUGUUGCAUAUAUAUAUCCUUUACAUCAUCCUAUGAUGUUGUUGGUACUCAUAUAUCAAUCCAGUUUAAGAACUUUGAUACUUUC
Messenger RNA from Cynara cardunculus var. scolymus (artichoke), 1894 nucleotides. Its product is annotated as protein NETWORKED 4B-like. NCBI's taxonomy places the organism in Eukaryota, Viridiplantae, Streptophyta, Magnoliopsida, Asterales, Asteraceae. Gene Ontology annotation, cellular component: vacuolar membrane. The transcript has 3 exons. Gene Ontology annotation, molecular function: actin binding. The record is from RefSeq and is a predicted model, not a curated record. The coding region runs from base 160 to 1740 and encodes 526 amino acids.